AUGGGAAUACCCCACACUAAGGGGCUGGAGACUGAGCUGUUUAUCCUGUUUCUCACAUUCUACCUCCUCACCCUGUUGGGGAAUCUGCUCAUCCUCACAGCCAUAAUUUCUUCUUCCCAACUUCACACUCCCAUGUAUUUCUUCCUGGUAAAUCUAUCUGUGUUUGACAUAUUUUUUCCUUCAGUAAGUUCUCCUAAAAUGCUGCUCUACCUCAUGGGAUACAGUCACACCAUCUCUUUCCAGGGCUGUGCAUCCCAACUAUUCUUCUACCAUUUUCUGGGCUGCACUGAGUGUUUUCUCUAUACUGUGAUGGCAUAUGACCGCUUUGCAGCCAUCUGUCACCCACUGAGGUAUACAGUCAUUAUGAACCAAUGGGUGUGUACUGUCCUGACCAUAGGUACCUGGUUGGGUGGCUGUCUGCAUUCAGCUGUGCUUACAUUUCUCGUCUUUAAGUUACCCUACUGUGGCCCAAAUAAGGUAAAUUAUUUCUUUUGUGACAUUCCUGUAGUGUUGCCUCUAGCUUGUGCAGAUACCUCUCUAGCCCAGAUGGUGAGUUUCACCAAUGUUGGCAUUGUGGCUCUUCUAUGUUUCCUGCUCAUUGUCACUUCAUACAUUCUCAUUGUGUUCUCCAUAUUGAAAAUCUGCUCAUCAGAGGGCAGGUGCCGAGCUUUCUCUACCUGCAGUGCUCACCUGACCUCCAUCCUCUUAUUCUAUGGGCCUGUGGUCCUCAUCUAUCUCAGACCUGCUUCUACACCUUGGUUGGAUUCUGUGAUUCAGUGUUGA
Messenger RNA from Phascolarctos cinereus (koala), 783 nucleotides. RefSeq names its product olfactory receptor 10D3-like. The record is from RefSeq and is a predicted model, not a curated record. Gene Ontology annotation, cellular component: membrane. Gene Ontology annotation, molecular function: olfactory receptor activity; G protein-coupled receptor activity. Gene Ontology annotation, biological process: G protein-coupled receptor signaling pathway. Lineage: Eukaryota; Metazoa; Chordata; Mammalia; Diprotodontia; Phascolarctidae.